This is a messenger RNA of Guillardia theta CCMP2712, 2430 nucleotides long. RefSeq lists its product as hypothetical. The coding region runs from base 1 to 2430 and encodes 809 amino acids. Gene Ontology annotation, biological process: protein deubiquitination; regulation of protein stability. Gene Ontology annotation, molecular function: cysteine-type endopeptidase activity; protein binding; cysteine-type deubiquitinase activity. The transcript is spliced from 8 exons. Gene Ontology annotation, cellular component: cytosol; nucleus. Lineage: Eukaryota; Cryptophyceae; Pyrenomonadales; Geminigeraceae. The record is from RefSeq and is a predicted model, not a curated record.
AUGAAGAUACAGAUUGCUUGUCUGACAAACAAGGCUCUGGCUGCGUUACAGCUGGAGAAGUACAAAGAGGCCUUUGCGUGCUGUUCUCUCGCUCUUGAGAUGGAGCCGACCAACUUCAAAGCGCUCUACCGGAGAGCGUUCGCAUGGAGGGGCUUGGGGAGCUUGCAGGAUGCUCGAGAUGACCUUGUGAGUGCCUUGCAGGUGCAGCCGUCGAACGAAGACGCGAGCUCAGCGUUGCAAGCCAUCACAGCGGAGAUGGAGCAGCAAGAGUCAUCGAUGAACGUCAACGCGGCGAACUCAGAGAAUGUAAACAUGGAAGGGGGGCAGGAGGAGGAGAACCUGUCGACCUCAAGCCUCUGUUCCUCCAUCUCUUCUGCACGAAAGAUCAAGCACAAGAUCGCUGGGCUGCGAAACGAGGGAGCAACGUGCUACCUGAAUGCUGUCCUUCAGACCUUGUUUCACCUCCCAGCUCUGCGGAAGGCCGUGUACCGCAUCCCCACAGUUGAGCCGCAAGGCGGCGACCUGCCCUCAGUCUCUCUGGCACUGCAGCGACUCUUUUGGAACCUCCAGAAAUCCCCUGCCCCUCAGUCUACGACCGAGCUGCUUGUGAGCUUCGGUUGGGACAGUGCAGACUCGCUGAUGCAGCAAGAUAUCAGCGACUUCUGCCACAUGCUGUUUGACAUCGUGGAGGAAGGAAUGAAGAACUCGACCGUUGAAGGAGAAAUCACCAAGUUGCUAGGAGUCAAAGUUCAGUACACUGAUAGUGUGGAGUCAGUCGGUUGGAGCAAGCAAAGAGAAGACGUGAGCAUGGUCACUCUCUUACAUGGCAUCAGGGAGAGCAGAAACGUCCUCAAGUCCCUUGAGCUUCUCACCAAACCUGAGAUCAUCGAGGGGUACGACACUGAAGUGCAUGGGAAGCAAACUGUUCAUCGUACCUUGCGGUUCAAAGAGCUCCCUCCGAUCCUGCUGCUCAACAUCAAUCGAAUCGAGUUCUGUCCUAUCGCCUUCGAGCCCAUCAAGAUCAACGACAGGUUCGAGUUCCCAGCCGAGCUCGACAUGUCGCAGUUCACCGUGAAGGAGGAAGGGACCGAGAGCAGCUGCGCCAUCUACAGUCUUUGCAGUGUGAUCGUGCACAUGGGGAGCGCGAACAUGGGACACUACGUCGCCUACUGCAGGCCAGCAGGAGAGCAGGGGAAGUGGUUUUGCUUCGACGAUGAUCACGUCACAGAGGUAGCUGAGGAUGAAGCUAUCGAGAACAACUUCGGCAACGACAACUCGCCUUCUCUUCCUGCCGGCGGGAUCUACAUGCGAUCAGUCUUGCAGAAGAUGCGAUCCGCCUACAUGCUCUGCUACAUUCGAACCGACUGCUUCGAUCAAGUGAUGAACACGACGGGGCUGGAGGAGGAGGUGCCACAGCACGUGAAGGAGGGAACUGCUGCAGCCGUGGGUUUCUCUCUCCCUAUCUCCAUCACGGUGCUGACUCCUGACGGAGAGUUCAGUCGGUUUGGAGAGGAAGAGGAAGAUGCUGGGGAGGAGGAGCUGGAGACGAUUGAAGGAGGCGAUGUGCCAGUCAACGAUACGUUGGCGGGGGAGAGGAGAAGGAGAGUUGUGCGAGGGCAGCCGAUCAAUUUGACCAUCAGCUCACCGGAGAGCAAGACCGUCGCUCACAUUCUCAACGAUAUGGUUCUCGCUGCGGACUCAAGCGGCAACCCCAUCCAGCCACCUAGCGUCCAAGAGUUUCUUGGAGGAGAAGUAGAGCAGGUUCCUCUGGCAGCCGAUGCCAACGCCAUGGCAGACGAGGGGAAGGAGGGAGAGGCCAGGAAAAAUUCGUCGGAGAUAGCUCCUCUCGAAGCUCCGAGCUUGAAGCUCUGCUUGACGUCUGUGCGAAAUCACAUGAUCCAGUGCAUCUACCCGGAGGAGGAGCGAGCAUCUGAAGUUGAUGUCUCAUUCCUCUUGCGAGCCGAGUGGUACGACGAUCAGCCGCAGGCAAACAAGGUGCAUGUCAUGCACUUCGAAGUAGAUCCCUCGAGUGAAGGAGACGCGGAGCUGAUGGGAGCGACUCGGCGAGUGGUUGAGAAGGCGGCAGCUGGAGGCGAGUUGGCGUACAGGCGGUUCGGCGACCCCUGUGUCUUCACCUUGUACCAGCAGGAGACGGUGCGAUCGGCGAGGAGGAGAAUCGCGUCCCUCCUGCGGCUGCCGGACGAAAACUUCGAGAUCGCGUGGGUCACGUGGGGAAGAGACCCUGUAUUCAUGAUCAACGAGGACGAUCCGAUCUUGCCUGACGAGCGUAUCCUGGCUCAACACUGGCUCGGUGUGCUGCACCGGGACGGGGGCGAAGGACCCGAAGCUCAAGACUUCUGGGCAGCGACUGCCAGUCUGGUGCAGGGAGGGAAGACGACGCAGGCAGGCGUGAAGAUGCGGGCGGGAUAG